CUUUUGGUUUAAACCCUUAUUUCCUUGGGAUUUUAUGCAAUUUAUCCUUUUGACUUUGAAAUGGGGCUUUCUUGGGUUUCUCGAUUCUUCUUUUUCUUUUUUGUUUCUUUUUUUUUCUUUUUUUUUUUUCUUUCUUUUUGGUUUUUCGUUUUCUUCCUUUUGAGAAAGACUUCUUUGAUCUUGUGAUUUGAUCAGGCCGAUUGCCUUGUGAUGGUCGUUAAUCCUUCUGCUUCCAAUUCUGUUUUGAUCCUUGCUUCCGGCUCUAUUUCGAUCCCUACUUUCGGUUUUGUUUUGAUUCUUGCUUCCGUUGGUUCUUGCGUUUUCUUUCUUCUUCUUCACCAUUUUUCUGUUUUGAUGGAGAGGAAUCCUUCAAAAUCUACUGUUAUGGCUCCAGUUGCUCGGGAUAUUGCUGAGAUGGGGGUGGAUCCCAUUGUCAAAGUUUUUCCCGUUCUUGCCUUUGUUGGUUCAAAAGUGAGCCUUUCUUCUUCCGAAUCCAAGUGUUUUGACAUUUUCCAUUUUCCUGGCUGGGACACUGCAUCCAAGAAUAACACCACCUUCAUCGCCUCAAUCCUUCUAUCUCUGGCUCCUCCAAACCUUCCCCUAAUUCCAACUGCCAAGAUCGUGAAAGGAGGCGAGACAGGGAACGCUGCUCGGAAUGAAGGCCUAACUCAAGGGUUCUGAGCCGGAAUUGACUGGAGGGAGCAGAGAAAGCUUGCUACCAAGAAUGUGAGAGAGAUGUAGUCCCUUGCUAAAUUGAUUGUGCUUGAUCACAUUUCUGAGUUUGAGAGCAUGGAUGUUGUUGUGUAGGUUUAAGCUGAUCCAAAGUUGAAGAAAGUUUAUGAUUAAGGUUCAAUGCAUGUUCCUUUGGGCAGAUCUCUGGUUGAAGUAGAGUAAGGAUUAGGCAGCUUUUGAGGAUGUAGAGGAUUCUGUUAUAGCUAUUCACAGUUGGAGUAGUUUUGUGAAUGCGGAGGUUCUUAAGGUUUAUGAUACUGGUUCCCAUUGUCUAUCUGUUUUCCGCAACUCAUUGGUAUUUUGGAUUCCCGCUGCUUGCAUGCUAAGGUUUGAUCUUAUUUAGAUACGAGAAAAAAGCAAAGCUAUGAAAAACCUGUGUUAUCAGUUUAAGAAUGCCAUGAUUUAUUAAAAAAGAAGAAAGAACUUAUCUCUUUUGCUGGUUUUGUCUUGCAUCGUCCAAUUCUGUUUAUUAGCAAUUGAAUGAGCUAGCUUCAAAGAUUUUGCUUUGAAAAGCUCUGUUUCUAACUUGAGUUUUGGUCUGAAAUUUGCAUUAACCUCUGUAGCGCAUCUUGCAUAGCUUUUGUCAGGGUAUUUAUGUACACCCAAAGCUUACUCGUCGCCUUUUGCUUGCGUAACUUUUGCUUGGGUAUUUAAGGUACACCCAAACUUGCUCACAGUUUUCUGCUUGUCUGUGUAACUUCUGCUUUGGUAUUUAAUGUACACCCAAACUUGCUCACAGCUUUUUGCUUGUCUGUGUAACUUCUGCUUGGGUACACCCAAACUUGUUCACAGCUUUUGCUUGUGUAACUUCUGUUUAGGUAUUUAAUGUACACCCAAACUUGCUCACAGCUUUUUGCUUGUCUGUGUAACUUCUGCUUGGGUAUUUAAUGUACACCAAACUUGCUCACAGCUUUUUGCUUGCUUAAGCUUCUUCUUCUAUUGUUUUGGCCAUAACUUCACAUGUAGAGGAUUUGAUGGUUGAUGUUAAGUUUGUGGAAACCUUACGCUCCAUGCAAACACAUCUUUAUAAUCUCUCAAACAUUCCUCCAAAUGUGUGGUAAACUCAAGAUCUAUAUCAGCUUUGAUAUUUGUUGUACUUUCAGGUUUCUCUGAGCCCAAUAUCGCAGGUUUCAUACAAUCAACAUGUUCUUUAUGC
Molecule: messenger RNA, 1888 nt
Organism: Rubroshorea leprosula
Lineage: Eukaryota; Viridiplantae; Streptophyta; Magnoliopsida; Malvales; Dipterocarpaceae
Source: the annotation of a GenBank genome assembly